GUGCAGUGGUGAUGUCUUCUUUGCGACGCGUAUGUGUCUGUUUGUUUACAAAAUCGUAACAUGCGGCAAGCGGUUAAUGAAAAACCAAGGGUGAUUAAUCGUCGUGUAUGAACGCCACUCGGACACACGAUAUGCGUUCCGUGCUGUAGCUCCGCUAAGUGAAUAUUCGUCGCGAGAAGGGAAUCCUCUAGAUGGAUAAUGAGUGAGUCCGAUGACACGGACGUUCUACUCCUGAUCCCGCCCGACAUAUUCCACGUCCCGUCUCCCGACUCAGAGUCCAGCUCGAGCGAUCUCGUGAGAACGAACUGCGGAAAGACCAGCGUUAUCUCGGAACUGGUGGAGCACAUGCAAUCGCUCGAGUCCCGGAUUUCCGCCAUCGAAUCCAGGGACAACAGUCUGGACGUGUCUGCGUUGAACAAUUCGUUGGACUCUCACGGAGCCCACAGCGGCACAUGUCACUCUUAUUAUCGGCAAACUCUGCCCAGAACUAAGUUCUCCGUAAGUCAAGGCGGCAGUCUGCAAAAUAGCCCCGUAAAACCUCGCCAGUCUCUCUCCGUUCCUGCUACUCCGAGCGGACGUACGUCGCAGACCUGUACUAAUUCUCUGGGGAAUGAUAUGCGUUCGGGACGCUGCUCCUUGACAGCCUCUAUCGCGAAACCGACUACUACUACUACUAACACUCUCGCUCGGGCCAAGCAUGAUGCUGUAACGUCGUUCUCCGACUCCUAUGUGGUGCCUCCUUCUGCUUCCUGUGGUAUUGGGCUUCCGCAUGCCACUGCUACAUCCGCGAGAAAGGAAUCUCAUUUGUCUCUCCGUUCGAACGACUACUGUGCGAGUAAAGUUACUUCCUAUCUUAAACCCUAUGAUUCCUUGCAUUCUACGAUACUUGCAUCAAACUUAUCUAACACCUCGAUAGGUCAGCAGCAUACCCGUACUAGAAUAGUGCAAGAAAUGGAGCUGUCUGAGGUCGAUGAGUUGCUUCAGGAGAUGGAGGCCACUGAGUUAGAAUUAGCUAAAAGGAUAAAUAGCACUGGUGGAUAUAAAUAUCAUAAUGAACCGGUUCAGUCAGUGUCGUUGACUCGAAUCGCUGAUAGUAUGGAUAGUCAAGAGAAAGAGACGCAACUCAAGCUCAGUGGCACGAAUCGACGACUGGACUUCCAAUCGUGCAAUAAGGAGUCGCAAUCGACUGAUGUUUUAUCAGCAAUCUCCCAAAAGAAAUGUGCAUUUCCCGAUAUGUCAUUACCAUAUAGUGAUUCAUUCCACUUAGACGAGACUGAUAAAAUGAUUUCUGAGUUUAAAACUUGGGAGCAAAGUGUUCAGCAGUCCGCCCCACGGCCAAACGGAUGUACGACAGAAAGUGUCAAAAAUACAGAUCACUUAUCCAAUGUGUUGUCUGCCACGAUUGUCGCUAAACCGAAAGAGCCAAAAUUGAGUCAGAGUAAUUUAUGUACAAAUGAAACAAGCAGCGCGCAAAUUCAGUCAAAAUCCUCAACUAUGAGAGCAGAUCCUGUAUCACGUGUUACUGAAUCAAUCAAAUUAGCUGAUUUUGUACCAACAAAAGCUGUGCAGUAUAGUAAUACUGACCAUUUGUUGGAUCUUUACAAAGUAUCACAGCGUAAUGAAAACUUGCAUGAUGAUAAAGAAAAAUAUGAACUUUCCAAAAACUCUGUGCACGUUGGAACAAAUACAGAUCCUCAGUUAAGGAAAUGUCAAAGGCUCUUGUCACUAUCAGAUUUUUGGGAUACUAAUCCAACUAGGUUGCAAGAAGAAACGCUUAGAAUCAAACUGGAAGAAGAGAAAUUUCGCAGAGAGCAUUGCGAACAACUGAUUCAAGAACUUCAGAAACGUCUGCUGGAGCAACAAGAGAAGGUAGCAGUAGCAAUUAGAGUGGACAAUGACAAAAACGUCUUGAUAUCUCAAUUUCAUACAGCUUGGUCAAAGUUGAAGCAGCAAGUAGAAAUAUUGGAGACUGAACACAGAAGUUCACAGACUAAUCUGCAAAAUGUCACAGAGAAACAUCAAUCCGAAGUUGCGGAAUUUCAGUCUCAAAUCAAACGUCUCGAACGAGAAUUGUCGAAAGCCUUAGACUUGGCAGCUGGAUAUAAAGAAAAGAGCGACACUACGACCAAAGAGAAAAUCGACCUUCUGAAAACCCACGCAGACGAGUUAGAAAGUUACAAAUCUUUGGUUCAAGAAGCGGAAAACAGAUACGAACAAAUGAAAAUAGAAUUCAACGCUCUCCUGGAGAAAAAUCAACAGAAAGAAGAGACACUGAGAGCAAUGCAAUCAGAAUUGAGUAAGGAACGUUUCAGAGAAACGGAAGUGAGAAACGAGAUGGGUCUUAUUCGUAAAGCAUUGGACACUUGCGAAGCGGAAUUGAUAGUGCUAAAACAAGAGAAGGAGCACAUGCAGCUCAAACUUAAAGAGGAGAUAAGCAGAAAUUCUAUUUUAGAACAAAAGAAUUCGUCGCUGCUUGUAUCUAUCGACGACGCUAAGAAAGCAGAAAAAUUAGCAAAGGAUGAAAUCAAGUCCGUCGCGGAACAAAAGGAAAAUAUCAGAGCAGAAUUGCAGGAAGUUUACCAGAAACAAGUGGACGAGGUGGUGAAGGCGAAACUACAAGAGUUUCAGAUGCAACUUGACACAGCCGAGUCCGAAUUUUUGGAGGAAAUGAAAACAAGGCAGCAAGUUAUAGCUGAAUGCGCUGCCAGGAAGAUAAAGGACGUCAUCGACAAGCAUCAUUUGGAAAUAAAUUUGUUAGAGGAGAAACAUAAAGAAGAAAAACGAUUGUACGAAUUGCAGUUGGCUCAAGCUUUGCAGAAGUCAUCUAUAUUGGAGACACACUUGAAUUCUCAGCGUGCCACGAAGUCCCAACUUGCAGAACAGUUGCAUUCAGUCAUGCAGAAACAAUGGCAGCAAGCUCUACACAUUAUAUCGGGUGGUAACACGGACAAUUUAGCUCCGAUUCAAAAGAUUCACGCGGACAAAUCCUUUGACUUGAUCAAAGGUCCCGUGAAGUCCGAAUCAAUGCCAAAUUGUUACACUAAACUUUCCCAGGAACCGAUAAGAUACGUGAUGCAAUCGUUGGAAGCGCAAACUCCAAUCGCUGUGCAACCUCUUGACGAUCAGAAUGAAAGCGCGAUCACGAUGAACUCUAUAGAAAAUACGCCGUUGACUAGUAGAAACAGCUCGAAGGACGAUCUUCGGAAAUACGUGAAAAUGAUCGCAGAGAUGCAGCUAGCGAGAGAAGAUAUCACAAAGUGCAGAAACUCCAUUUCGAGCCCACCAUUGAUGUGCAGAGAGGUACCGCGAAAACAUUACAUGAAGAAAGAAUUAAGUAUCAAGAGCGAGGAUAGCAUUUCAUGGCAGCCAAUUCCCGAGGCUUGUAUACACGAUGUUGACGAAAACGUGCCUACCUCGCAGAAGAUUACAAAAAUGGAUCAACAGAGAAAUAAGCCUCCCUGGAAAUGACACGUAACCUACGACGACAACGACGACGUCAAUAAUACUGAAGGUGUGGACGAACUUGAUCGCAUUAACUGAAUUCGAUACAGUGCAACUUAAGUAGCAGUAACACCGACUUUUGUACGACAGAUUCCAAUAUCUAUUUUUCGACAUGAAGAGAAUUUAAUAAAAAUCUUUUAUAUAUA
Molecule: messenger RNA, 3647 nt
Organism: Odontomachus brunneus
Lineage: Eukaryota; Metazoa; Arthropoda; Insecta; Hymenoptera; Formicidae
Gene: Cnb
Product: serine/threonine-protein kinase dst2
Exons: 9
Coding region: 199-3468 (1089 amino acids)
Biological process (GO): centriole replication; centrosome separation; mitotic cytokinetic process
Cellular component (GO): centriole; centrosome
Source: RefSeq, a predicted model, not a curated record